Messenger RNA from Propithecus coquereli (Coquerel's sifaka), 863 nucleotides. RefSeq names its product protein slowmo homolog 2-like. Lineage: Eukaryota; Metazoa; Chordata; Mammalia; Primates; Indriidae. Gene Ontology annotation, biological process: phospholipid transport. Gene Ontology annotation, molecular function: phosphatidic acid transfer activity. Bases 157 to 678 code for a protein of 173 amino acids. Gene Ontology annotation, cellular component: mitochondrial intermembrane space. The record is from RefSeq and is a predicted model, not a curated record. The transcript has a single exon.
CGCCGGGGUGCUGGGAGUGGGGCGGGGGCAGGUGUAGCCUCUUUGCCUCAUUGUCCCUUAGCGCCGCCCGGAUAUCGCGCGGGCCGCUCGCACCAUGAAGAUCUGGACUUCGGAGCAUGUCUUUGACCAUCUUGGGAAACUGUUACCACAGCUGCAAUGCAGAAAUACCCAAACCCUAUGAACCCGAGUGUGGUUGGAGUUGAUGUGUUGGACAGACAUAUAGAUCCCUCUGGAAAGUUGCACAGCCAUAGACUUCUCAGCACAGAGUGGGGACUGCCUUCCAUUGUGAAGACUCUUAUUGGUGCAGCAAGAACCAAAACAUAUGUGCAAGAACAUUCUGUAGUUGAUCCUGUAGAGAAAACAUUGGAACUUAAAUCUACUAAUAUUUCAUUUACAAAUAUGGUUUCAGUAGAUGAGAGACUUAUCUACAAACCACAUCCUCAGGACCCAGAAAAAACUAUUUUGACUCAAGAAGCCAUUAUCACUGUGAAAGGAGUCAGCCUUAGCAGUUACCUUGAAGGACUGAUGGCAAGUACCAUAUCUUCAAAUGCUAAUAAAGGCCGAGAAGCAAUGGAAUGGGUAAUACAUAAAUUAAAUGCCGAGAUUGAAGAACUGACAGCUUCAGCAAGAGGAAGCAUAAGGACUCCAAUGGCGGCAGCAGCAUUUGUAGAAAAAUGAUACUACAAGUUGGUAGACAACGUUGGGUCCCCCAGGUCUCUCCAAGCUGGCAAUAUAUUUAUUUGUUAUUUAAAAAAUACAACUAUAUUUUAGGUAGAAUUUUUUUUAAUAAGCUGAUUUAAGACUAACUGACUUUUGAUCAAAACAGAGAUACAGGGCUUCUAAAUAAAAGGGAUCAUCUGAAA